GACUUCAUUUUGGCAAAAUGGGUUUCGGGUGUAAGCAUUACAAGAGGAGAUGCCAAAUCAGAGCUCCAUGUUGCAACGAAGUCUUCGAUUGUCGCCAUUGUCACAACGAGAGCACUAGCACAUUGCGCAAUAUCUACGACCGUCACGAUCUUGUUCGUCAAGACGUUAAACAAGUGAUUUGUUCUGUUUGCGAUACAGAGCAGCCGGUAGCUCAAGUUUGUUCGAAUUGUGGUGUCAACAUGGGAGAAUAUUUUUGCAACAUCUGCAAAUUCUAUGAUGAUGAUACUGAAAAACAACAGUUCCAUUGCGAUGAGUGUGGAAUUUGCAGAGUUGGUGGGCGUGAGAACUUCUUCCAUUGCAAGAAGUGUGGAUCUUGUUAUGCUGUUGGUCUGCGCAACAACCAUCGCUGUGUUGAGAAUUCAAUGCGUCAUCACUGUCCCAUUUGUUAUGAGUACCUUUUUGACUCUCUAAAGGACACAAAUGUGAUGAAAUGUGGACACACAAUGCACUUAGAAUGCUACAACGAGAUGAUCAAACGUGACAAAUUUUGUUGUCCGAUUUGCUCGAGGUCAGUGAUUGAUAUGUCUAAAACAUGGCAGAGACUAGAUGAAGAGAUCGAAGCCACUGCGAUGCCUUCAGAUUACCGCGACAAGAAGGUUUGGAUACUAUGCAACGAUUGUAACGACACAACAGAAGUGUACUUCCACAUAAUCGGACAGAAAUGCGGACAUUGCAGAUCUUACAACACACGAGCGAUUGCGCCUCCUGUUCUUCCUCAAUGACAAAACCAAGAUCUUCCCAUGUAUUGCCUCCAGAAAGCUAGCAAGAACUUUUUGUUGCAAAAAACUGAGGCAAAGAUU
Molecule: messenger RNA, 860 nt
Organism: Arabidopsis arenosa
Lineage: Eukaryota; Viridiplantae; Streptophyta; Magnoliopsida; Brassicales; Brassicaceae
Source: the annotation of a GenBank genome assembly